AUGGGUACCUGUUGCUCCUGUUCUCGGAAAGCUCAUCAGACUGAAGAAGUUGGCGAAAUCAAAAUAGAUGAUCUGAAGACAAUAUUUCGAGAAUUUGAUUUGAAUGGUGAUGGAUACAUUCAGAAGGAAGAAUUGCUGUCUGUCAUGCAAAGAAUGGGUCAAUCGCCAACUGAUGAUGAACUUGAAGCAAUGUUAAAUGCUGCAGAUAAAGACCAAGAUGGACGUAUUGAUUUUGAAGAAUUUCUGACAGUUGCGUAUGCUAAUCCAUUGUCUCUAUCAUUAAGAGCAGUCUUUGAAGAAUUGGAUGUUGAUGGAGAUGGAUAUAUCACAAGAUCAGAAUUACGAACUGCUUUUCAACGUAUGGGACAUUCCUUGACUGAUCAGGAUAUCAAAGCUAUAUAUAAGCAUGUUGAUUCAAACAAUGAUGGCAAAAUCAAUUUCAAAGAAUUCUGCCAUAUGAUGACAAAAAAGAAGUUGUAA
Molecule: messenger RNA, 480 nt
Organism: Auanema sp. JU1783
Lineage: Eukaryota; Metazoa; Nematoda; Chromadorea; Rhabditida; Rhabditidae
Source: the annotation of a GenBank genome assembly